Molecule: messenger RNA, 2169 nt
Organism: Trypanosoma cruzi
Lineage: Eukaryota; Euglenozoa; Kinetoplastea; Trypanosomatida; Trypanosomatidae
Product: synaptojanin (N-terminal domain), putative
Exons: 1
Coding region: 1-2169 (722 amino acids)
Biological process (GO): phosphatidylinositol dephosphorylation
Cellular component (GO): endoplasmic reticulum
Molecular function (GO): phosphatidylinositol-4-phosphate phosphatase activity
Source: RefSeq, a predicted model, not a curated record
AUGUCUGCGCAUCGCUGUUCUGGUGACAUUGUAAUCAUUGGGUCCCGCGUCUUUUUCUGCCCACAGAACGAGGAGCUAUCGUACUUGGAGUGGGAAGCAGAGAAACAACGUUUUGUUUUGGUGCAACGGGAUGAUUGUGACGUGGCGCCACUUUUUGCCUCUGAGCAAACUGCCUCGGGUGAAUUGGAGUAUGGGGCAGUGAGGAUUCCAUGCUGCGCUCUGUACGGCGUUAUACCUCUUAGGGCCACAUCCAUAUUGUUGUAUGUUAAUCAGCAAGAACAUGUGGCGACAUUGCCUUUUUCUGCGUCACACGAGGUGUUUGCCGUAAAGCGAUUUGCAUGGAUGCGACUGCCAUCACCAAAGACUGGCUCACCAGUUUAUGAUGGAUUGAAAGAGGAUGACGGAGGUCAAAAUGGCUCUUAUCAGGAUCUUUCGGAGGAUAUUCUGGGUAAAUAUUGUGCGUUAAUUGAUCGAUUCUGCACAGAGUCACAGCAACAUUCAGGGGGUUCGUAUUUUUUUUAUUCCCCGACAAUCAAUUUGGCGCUGGAUCCAUGUGCUCUAGCCGAAGGCUCGACGAAAAAGCGUUUUGGGGCUUCUUUUUCAGGGAAUAAUGUUGACGGCCCUAAAAAUACCCGUCCCAGAUUGGAUGACGUUGGUGAGCACUCGUUACUUGCUUUUCAAUGGAAUACCCCAUUACUCCAAGCAUUCACGCCAUUGGAGGUGUAUUCUGGUGGUAUAUUCUUGUACGUGCCGUUGUUUAUUAGGGGUCUUGUUUCCAUGUCUUCUGCACCUUCGGACGGCGUCCAGUUGUUGCUUAUUAAUCGACUUAGCUACCGUUGGGCCGGCACCCGCUACAACCGACGUGGACUGGAUUUAGAGGGCAGUGGCAUUUGUGCUAAUUUUUCGACGUCGACCCUGUGGGUUUUUUCAGCAGAGGCAGAAGAGCAAGAAAAAGAUGCGUCAGUUGCAUCUCUUAAUGGGGAGAAACGGAUGGCGUCCUACCAAAUUAUUCGAGGGUCCAUUCCACUUCACUGGAGUCAAAGAGCGAAUUUGGCCUUUACUCCAGAGGUUAGUAUUUCAUCACCAGCACGUGCGGUAACUGAACUCAUUUCCCAUCUGAAAUUAUUGAAUAAGCUUCUUCGGGGUAUCUCAACGUUGCACUUCAUUGAUACAACAUCUCUCAGUGAAGUGGAGCGGCCGCUUUCGGAGGCUUUCGGGGCAGCGAUUACGAAGUUUUGUGAGUCUGAUUUAAGGCAUGAUAUUCCCUAUGAUGUUCAUUAUACCAAGUAUGAUUUUAAGGACAGGAUGAGAAGGAACUUAUCCUAUGACGAGAUCAGUAAAGGUUUAAAUGAACUUGCCAGUGGUUGUGUGAAUGGUGAGGUAAAACGUUUGGACUUUACGCAGUGGUGCAGAAAACCCAUGAGUAAAGAGGACGGUUGUUUAGAUGUCGGGGAAGAUGACACACGUUACUUUUUUUGGAAUAAAAUACACCAACAGAAGCACUAUGUACGUGUGAAUUGCCUGGACUGUCUGGACCGGACAAAUCUCGUUCAAUCCAUGAUUGUGGUUAAUGUGCUUCCGCGCAUGAUUUGCUAUGUGCGUGGAGAGAAGUCUAUGGCUAAUAAUUGCCACAAUGAGAACGAUGCUGCGACAGAAGAUAGUGAUACAGAAGAAGAAAAAUAUGAUGAAUCCAUAAGACUGUGCAAGGAACUUUGGGCCCAACAGGGUAUAGCACUUUCUGAGCUGUAUGCUGGGAGUGAACCUCAUUUUCUUAGAUUUCUUUUAAAGGGCAGCUUGGGACCAUUUGGAAAGCAACAGGAAGCCAUUCUUGCAUCACGUCGUUGGCUUCAGCAGAAUUUUUACGAUGGUGACAAACAAGAUAUUAUUUCCAUAGUUACUCGUCAACACGAUCCGGCUCUUGCACAAUCCGAAUUUGAAAGACGCUUUCUACGACCCUUUUCUUUUUUGAACAAAAUGGUGGUGUUGGGACUUUUUGUCGCGAUGUUUGCUCUUGGGGUUAAUCUAAUUGUUACCCUUUUUGUACCACGGGAUCGUAUUUCAACUGGCCCUGUAUUAUAUUCAAUUGCCUGGGUGAUUUACAUAGGUGUUUUGAUCUUUUUUAUUAUGCGUGAUGGUGUUAGCUACACCAACAGUCCACUAUUUAGGUGA